UUCUGCCACAGCAAACUUAUAAAUGGGCGAAAAAUGCUAAAUUAAGCAACUUCCAAUAGUUACUUUGGCGAAAAUAGCAUAGUUCAUGAUUCCAAUAAACGACUUAUGGUAUGACUGUUGAAGUAAUAUAAACAAUUAAUAAAAUAAACAAAAAACCAUAGGAGAAGAAACAGGUGCAAGUCCUGAUUUUCAUGCAUUUGGAUGUUGAUGCUGGUGUCACACAUAAAAACGCACACAAAUACAUAUACAGGUCAAAAUUGGAGCAAGCCUCUUAAUAUAGGAUUUUCAGCAUAAAUUCUCAGCGCAAAAAAAUAAAAUGUGGAAGUGUCAUAAAUGUGGAAAGCCCGUCUAUUUCGCGGAGCGUAAACAGUCUUUAGGCUAUGAUUGGCAUCCCGAAUGUUUACGCUGCGAGGAGUGUGGCAAACGUUUGAAUCCCGGACAACAUGCUGAGCAUAAAGGUGUGCCUUACUGUCAUGUACCAUGCUAUGGAGCCCUAUUUGGACCACAAUUGUUUGGGCAUGGUACUCGUGUAGAAUCUCAUAAAAGUUUUGGCAAUAAAACUUUUCAAAGACCUGGACAGCAAAAUGGUCCAUCUUUACCCAGAGAUCAUUUGGAAUCAAAGUUAAAGGUCUAUAAUCAAUUUUACGACAAUAAAAGCAUGGAAGUGCGUAGCAGAGAAGUUAACAAUCGUCUAAUUCUCGAAGGGGCCUUGCGUGUAUAUUGGGGUGUUCAGGGUGUUAUUCAUCUUAAGGAAGACGACGACCAACGUACCUUUGUAGUGCGCAAACGUAACUCGUGUCGUAUGUCAAAAGCAGAUUCAUCGGACAAAGAGAACAAUGAUGGUAGUGAAUCAUUAGAUGUUGGUACAACAACCAGUGACCAGGUCGAUGCCAUAUCAACAGACAUAUCACUCACCGAAAGUAUGUCAUUCGAUUCGUGUAGUUUAAAUGAAUUUCCUGAUCUACCAACUACACCAGAAGAAGCCUCUGCCAACACCACGGGUACUCAAAACAUAACAAAUGGCGGAGAUGGUGGAGUUGCAAAUGGUAACGAGGUUGAUACAUCUUCGACCAAUACAUCCACCCUAUGCGAUGAUCAAUGUUCAUCUUUGACAACGACGAACACAUCAACAACUACAAAUGGUGUUAGCUCAACACUGCCUUCAAAACUGGAUAAAUUAGUGAAAUUGGAAUGGGAUGAAAUUGAUGAUCUAUUGCAGGUGGAAAGGCGUGUCAGUGAAAAGGAUAAAAUCUAUGAAACUAUGCCGGUGCGUUUGCCCUCAACAUCACCCCAAAACUCAUCGUCGUCGUCCCCAACAUCGGACAGCUCCAAAACAGUUUCCAAUCAAAUGAGUACAGAUACAACAAAUCUCGAAGAUAUAACUUCCUCGAAAAAUUCAACAACAUCCUCCUCACCUGUUUCAUCACCUUCAUCGGCCACAACUUCUAAUAAUACCACUUCUUCGGAUAACUUCUUAACGGCCACCGGCUCUAUGGCUACCACCACAAGCAGCACAAGGGAUACCACCACCACCAAUGCCACCACUUCCACUACCACUGUAGAUAAUUAUGAAACCUCCGAUGAUGCCACUUUGAAACCCAUGGACUUUGAAGAUUUCAAACGUAGCGUUCAUCAGGACUACGUUAAUGGUGCCAACUCAUUUCAAGAACCCAAUGAUGAUACGUUAAAACGUAAUCAACCAAUAGAUCCAUCACGCAUACACGAUUCUCUGAAGCUUUACAGCCAUGCCUCUGGCGAUAAUCCAAUGAGUAAAAGUUUUAAUUGUGAACACGCUUUGCGCUCCAUUGAUGCCACAUUUAUCAAUGAUACUUUGGCAUUGCGGAUGUCUGAAAGUGGUUCACCACAAAAGCGUUCCCCCUAUGUUUUGCAAAAGAGUGGUUCUGCGCAGGCGCAACUUAUUACAAAUGGACGUUUUGAAAAGGGUAUAAAUCGAUCAAAGUCGGGGCCAUCAUGCAUGGCAGCAUAUUCAUCCAGUGAUGAUGACGAUGAUGAUUCUACGCUGAAACCACAACGUAGAUCAGCAAACCAAAUCGGUCCUGGCGAUCACAUUUCGGCAACAAUACGUAAAAGUGAUAUACCACCACGAUUUAUACAAAUCAAUAUGAAUUGUUAUCCCAAAGAAGGUGGCGGGCAGGGCAGUAGUGAAUGUGAUUCGAGUCGGCAGGGAAAUGCUGGCCAGUCGUCAACUUCACAAAGUGGUGCAGCGGCUGGUGAUGAGUUGACCCAGUCGGAAGAAAUGUUUACGGCCACAGCAGGUGAUAGUAGACCAAGCAAUAAAGGAAAAUAUCCGGAACAUUUGGAUGACGACGAUCAGCCUUUGCAUGUGACCGAAGAUGGCGUGGUAUUGCGAAGGCCACCACGUACUGGUGCUGCAGCCAUCAAAAGACGUAGUGGCAACAGAAGAUCCCGCACAAAACUAAAACGUCGCUGUUCCAUUAACGGUCACUUUUAUAAUCGUGAAACAUCAUUCUUUACUCCACCCUAUGGUUCGCAAAUGUCCGUAUGGGUAACAUCACUGGUGACAACACAAGAAGUAAUCAAUUUACUUUUGGAAAAGUAUAAAGUUGACAGCCCUGCUGAGAAUUUUUCCUUAUUUAUAAUACGCGACAACGGUGAACAGAAACGUCUCAAAGAGAAUGAAUACCCAUUGAUUACGCGUAUUAUGCUUGGACCCCAUGAAGAUGUAGCCAAACUAUUUCUAGUUGAUGCCAAGAAAACCGAUGAAAUAAGCAAUGAAGUUGCUCAAUUUUUAAAUUUAUCACUACCCGAAUGUCGUGCAAUUCUAGAACGUUACGAUCAGGAAUUGGACCGUGAAGUAACCAAAGUUAAAGAUAAAUAUGCUGAAUUACGUCGCCGUAUUGUUGCACGUAUGGAAUCUCUUAAGGUUCACUUAUAAAUUCCUUUUUUUUUUUUCAAAUAUGUACUUGUAUUUCCGUUUGCAAUCAUUAUACUUAUACAAUUAAUUCUAAAAUCCAAUUUUCCAUUUACAAAACCCCAGUAAUAUAAGUUAUCCACUAUGCUGUCGUCUAUGUUCUUCUUUAUAAUAAUUUUUUACAAUUAUGUUUAAGCCCAAAUGUUCUAUGUCCCCUUUUACCACAUACAAACAUACACAGCUACAUUAUGCUAAUAUUGUUAUAACACAAUUGCCAAAAGUGUGCAUUUUAUUUUGUAUUUCACAGUAUUUUGAAAAGAAAGAAACAAACCAUUUCGAACAAUCAAGUGUCAUUUUACAUUUUUUUAAUUAAUUUUUAAAUUUGUUUAAUCUAAUUGAUUUUUUAUUAGUUAAUAAUAUAUUUUAUUUUUUUCUACGCAAGAUAUUAUUGUUUUUCUCUUUCUUGAUUUGAAACAUAUUUUUUAUCUCGAUUUACCGUCAAUUCAAACAAUAUCUCAACACCUAUACUAAUCCUCCUUUAAAAUACAAAGAAAAAAAUCUCUAAAAAUUGUUAACAUAAAUCAAAAAACCCAAGAAUAUUGCAAAUAUAAAUUAUUGACUAUUGCAAACUAUUUAAUUUCACGAACAAAAAACAAAGAGAAUCACAAACAAUUGGUCUGAAUUUCAAUAAUAGUUUAACGAAUUUUUUU
Messenger RNA from Musca domestica (house fly), 3603 nucleotides. Its product is annotated as dentin sialophosphoprotein. NCBI's taxonomy places the organism in Eukaryota, Metazoa, Arthropoda, Insecta, Diptera, Muscidae. The record is from RefSeq and is a predicted model, not a curated record. The coding region runs from base 317 to 2917 and encodes 866 amino acids. Gene Ontology annotation, biological process: signal transduction. The transcript is spliced from 8 exons.